AGAGCGGAGCUUCGAAAGCUCGACACGUCAGUAUCCAGCUGGGCAUCAUUUCUUUGCUCAUAUGAGACCCUCGCGCUCCGACUUUUUCACGGCCAUAAGAUCAAGCAAAGGUGCGGAAGGGCUUUCCCAUUUCACAUGGCCAUACACUGAGGUGUCUAAUGGCCUCCAGCUCAGGGCUGUCUAUGUGAGAAGUGAAUCUGAGAAGAGAAGAGCAGACACUUAAAGAGAGAGAAGAGUUUCCCACAGAGCAUGGCCUUUGCCAAAAAAGAUGGCAUUGAUGAAAGAUCGGUGGACAUUAAAGAAGACUGUGAGCAGCUCACAGUAGAGUAUGUGCGUGUGAAGCUGGAGGAUCACGAAGGAAGAAUUUCAGUUUUUAAAGAAGAGGAGGAGUGCAAGGGGGUGACUGCUGCCAUUAAAGCUGAGGAUUUGAAUGAUUUCUCCAUUGGUUUUGAACUUCAAAAUCAUGAAACAGAGGAUAUUUUCAAGCAAGAUACCUGUGAAGAAUCUCCAUCCAGUUUACAGCCCUGGUCCACUAAUAUGGGACGACUGGCUACACAGGAGAAUUCUGCAGAGCUAAAAUUAGAGUUAUCAGAGUAUGAAGAGAAAAUCACUACGGGAAAUGGGAGAGAAGGAGAAGAGUCACCUGGGAGUGUUGGAAUAAAUUUACAGAAGAAUGUCAGCUUCUCUCCACCUUCAUUUGGUCAGCCCUCUCUUCAAUACAAUGAGAAAAGUAUGAAGAAAUCAGCAAGAGGAUCAGAGAACCUGACAGCAGCUUUUUUGCAGUGCAGUUCUCUCCCUGCUACUGGAGUAACACAGACAGAAGCCAUCAAAACUGAUCGACAACAAGUGGAGAAGGAAAUCCAAAUUCAUACUGGAAAAAACUGUUGUUUGGAAUGUGGCAAACAAUUCACACAGCAAAGUGAUCUUAAUGAGCAUAUGAAGAUUCACAAUGGAGAAAAAACAUAUUGUUGUCAUGAAUGUGGUAUGUCGUUCUCAAGGAAAAGCAGUCUUCAGAGGCACAGAAGAAUCCACACAGGAGACAAACCUCAUUGCUGUUCAGAAUGUGGUAAGUCUUUCCAUAGGAGAAGCCAUCUUCAGAGGCACAGAACAAUCCACACAGGAGAAAAACCUCAUUGCUGUCCAGAAUGUGGUGAGUCGUUCUUAAGGAGAAUCAGUCUUCAGAACCACAGAAGAAUCCACACAGGAAAAAAAUCUCAUUGCUGUCCAGAAUGUGGUAAGUUGUUCUCAUGUAUAAGCGGUCUUCAGAACCACAGAAGAAGCCACACAGGAGAAAAGCCUCACUAUGAAGUAGCGGCCCUGAUGCACCACAAGCUGGUUGAUCCUGAUAGAAAUCUGAAGGAGGAACUCUGUUUGAAACAUCAGAAAAGUCUGGAGAUGUUUUGUAAAACUGAUGAGAUGUGUGUCUGCAUGAUGUGUGGAAUGGCUGAACGUGAUGCUCAUGAACAGGUCGAGCUGAAGAUGGAAAGAGAAGGAAAACAGAAACAGCUGGGGGUGACACUGAGUGAAAUUAGGAGGAGACUUGAAGAGAAAGAGAAGAAACUGAAGGAGACGACGAGGACAGCGGAGGAGAUGAAGCUUUCUGUGGAAAGAGUGAUAGGGGAACAUGAGAAGAGCUUCACUGAUCUGAUUCACAGCAUUGAGGAAACCUACAAGAACCUGACCGAGAAGAUCAGAGAACAGGAAAAGAGAGAAAUGGAGAAGGCCAAAGGAGUCAUGGAGCAACUGGAGAAGGAGAUUGAGGAGCUGAAGAGGAGAGAAGCUGUGCUGAAGGAGCUUUCAGAGACCAAGGACCAUCUCCACUUCCUGCAGAGUUUCCCAUCUCGCAGUGUCCUUCCUGCUGAUGGAGACUCGCUCAGCUUCCCUGUCACGGCUGACUUUUCUUCUGAGGACCUGCUAAAGGAGCUGUCUGGUCUGAAAAAGAGUCUGGAGAAGAUCAGCCAAUGGGACAUCCUGACAUGGACUCCACCAGGUCGUGAAGCUCCAAUCUUCACCUUACGGCAUCCUGAACCUCAGAACAGAGAGGAGUUUUUACAAUACUUCUGUCCCCUCACACUGGACAUCAACACGGCACACAGACACCUCCAUCUGUCUGAAGGGAACAAGAAGGUGACAAGUGAGGGGACAAAAGCUGAAUAUCCUGAUCAUCCUGACAGAUUUGACCACUGUGUCCAAGUUCUGUGCAGAGAGGCUCUGACUGGGACUCGCUGUUACUGGGAGGUGGAGUGCAGUGGACGCUUCAUGAAGAUUGGAGUCGCAUAUAAAGGACUGGACAGGAAAGGAGGGGUCUGGGAGUGCGGCCUUGGAUACAACGACAAGUCCUGGAGUUUGGUGUGGUCUCUUUCCCAGUACUCUGUGCGUCACAAUAAGAAGAGGACUGUAAUCAGCGCCCCCUACAGCCCCAGAAUAGGUGUGUAUCUGGACUGGCCUGCUGGCUCUCUGUCAUUUUAUAGCGUCUCACACACAAUGACCCUCCUGCACAGGUUCAACACCUCCUUCACUGAGCCCCUCUAUCCAGGGUUUGGAUUUGGUCUUAACUGCAGUGUAACAAUCAGCCAUCUGACACCAUGUGACCACUGACCAGUACCCUCCACCGGUCACUUGAUGUCCCCACAAGCGCAGGUCCUCUUUGUGUUUGUGGUUUGGGGUGAAAUUAAAUUUACAGGAUGGGUGGGUUGGGGGUGGAGGCACCUCUGUGAUUGAAUUUGUGGAUGAGAAUGAGGGGCGAGUGCGGCUGUCAUGGUCUUAAUUAUUAUUAGGUUUGAGUAGCCAAUCAGGUGUGUGUGUCAUAAUGAGGGGCGGAGACACCUCAGACCUACAAAUACCAGUCCAACCAGCAGGGGUCACUGCUGAUUCACAGCCACAUGUCAUUCAGGCUGACACCCCAACAACUACUGAGGCCCCAAAGUGUCACUGAAUGUCACCUGUUAAGUAGGACAGGCAUGUGGUCCUGCUGGAUCAGCACAACUGAAAGGCGCUAUACAGACUCAGUAUGGAGAGCUCUUCAAUAGUGACUAUAUGUAGGAGCAGAGAGUGACAGAUGGGACUGGAGUGUUGUCCACUCACCAGAUAUUUGUGACCCUCCAUUGGUCACUCAAAGGGUCCUUCAGUUCAGAAUGAAUUCACUGUGAAUGUCUGAAGACGAGGACUCACCGGUCAGUCAGAUGUCAGCCAUACUGACAGAGUUUGGUGUUUUAGUUGAUGUCACAUUAAACUGUAAACUGCACUUCCUCCUUGUCACCAGGUUUGUCACUCGUGGUACCCUGAAAGCUCCAACAUCUGCUGUUAAUGAAUUCUUGGUCAGUUGGCGCACACUUGACAUGGGUGCACAUGUGUGGCUCUGCAGUGGACUGGCACCCCGUCCAGGGUUGGCCCACCUUGUCCACAAACCUGAAAUUGAAAAGCAGAUAAGAAAGACAACAAAUGGACAGAAGGGGUCACUGAUUGGUCAGUCGCCAAACUACUGCCUCUUGUGGCCACUCUAAAUUUUACACAGCAAUUUAUACAAAAAGGAAAUCUAAAAGAUAAAAGCAGAAAGCAUUCAGUGAAAUCCUGAGCAGUGAAACAUGAAAGGAGAGAAUGAGAAACAAUCAGAGAGUCAGACGAAUGGAGACUUUAACAGGAGGACUGAGGGGUGGGACUGAAGUGCAGUGGCGCCCUCUAGUGGACACCCGCCAUACUACACACAUGGGAAAGGGGGGAGAAAAGAAUACAGUGCAGUGUAAAAGAAAUAAGAAUAAAGUAAAAACACAAGAAUAAAACACCUGAAAUAAAGAACUGUAAAUAUUACAGUAAUCCCUCCUCUAUCGCGGGGGUUGCGUUCCAGAACCCCCCGCGAAAGGUGAAAAUCCGCGAAGUAGAAUCCAUAUGUUUAUAUAAUUAUUUUUAUAUUGUCCUGCUUGGGUCACAGAUUUGCACAGAAACACAGGAGGUUGUAGAGAGACAGGAACGUUAUUCAAACACAGCAGACAAACAUUUGUCUCUUUUUCAAAAGUUUAAACUGUGCUCCAUGACAAGACAGAGAUGACAGUUCUGUCUCACAAUUAAAAGAAUGCAAACAUAUCUUCCUCUUCAAAGGAGUGCGCGUCAGGAGCAGAGAAUGUCAGAGAGAGAGAAAAAAGCAAACAAUCAAAAAUCAAUAGGGCUGUUUGGCUUUUAAGUAUGCAAAGCACCGCCGGACAAAGCGGCUGCAAGAAAGGGAGCAAUGUGAAGGUAAUCUUCUCUAGGCCAGUGUGCGAACAGCCCCCCUGCUCAAACCCCUCCGUCAGAAGCAGAGAAUGUCAGAGAGAGUGAGAGACACAGAGAAAAACAAACAAUCAAAAAUCAAUACGUGCCAUUCGAGCUUUUAAGUAUGCGAAGCACCGUGCGGGAAGCAUGUCGCUUGACAAAGCAGCUGCACAGAAGGGAGCAAUGUGAAGAUAAUCUUUCAGCAUUUUUUGAGGAGCAGCCGUAUCCUCUAGGGGUGCGAACAGCCCCCGUGCUCACAAUAUAUUUGAGGAGUUUUAUUUAAUACGUAAUACGCGCUCUGGUUGGGUAGCUUCUCAGCCAUCUGCCAAUAGUGUCCCUUGUAUGAAAUCAACUGGGCAAAUCAACUGAGGAAGCACAUAACAUAAAUUAAAAGACCCAUUGUCCUCAGAAAUCCGCAAACCAGCAAGAAAUCCGCGAUAUAUAUUUAAAUAUGCUUACAUAUAAAAUCCGUGAUAGAGUGAAGCCGUGAAAGUCGAAGCGCGAUAUAGCGAGGGAUUACUGUAUAUCUAAAACUAAGAUUUAAAUGAAUUAAGAGUAAAAUAAGGGUGACACGAUCACACAGUCACAUGACCUUCAGAGCUGACAGCUGAGCUGAUUCUUCUGUAGCCAAACUGCCCCCUCUAGUGGCCACUCUCAAUAUUAAAUGAAUGGCAAGGCUGAGGGGGAGGAAAGAUUUGGGUUUGAUCAAAUGGAUAUUUAGUGAGAAUUUCUUAAUAUUGUCAUUACCUUUAAGGACAAUGCAGCUUUGUUAGGUUAUGGAAAAUUCUCUAUGGGAAAAGAACAUUUGUUUGAAUUAGUCUUUUUAAUUAUUGUUAUGUAUUUACAAAAUACAAAUCUAAUAAUUGAUUACAUUUUGUAAAAUAAACUCCCAAUUGUGUUUGGUGAAUAAACAAUAAGGAUGACUGACA
This is a messenger RNA of Erpetoichthys calabaricus (reedfish), 5174 nucleotides long. Its product is annotated as tripartite motif-containing protein 16-like. The transcript has 8 exons. The record is from RefSeq and is a predicted model, not a curated record. The coding region runs from base 250 to 2598 and encodes 782 amino acids. Gene Ontology annotation, molecular function: protein binding. NCBI's taxonomy places the organism in Eukaryota, Metazoa, Chordata, Cladistia, Polypteriformes, Polypteridae.